AUGCUGGGACGGCGGGCAUCCACCCCGGAUAACACGGCCGAUCUCUCACGUGAAAUAUCAUCCAGCGAACAUCCGGAAUCCCUUCUAGAUGCGUCCGAUGACCCUCUGGUCGCUCAGCGAAACGCCUCCGCAACCUCCUCCGAGGCGCACGCUCAUCCAGGCGGUGAAAGUGACUCCCGCCCUCGGCCCCUCUCGCCUGGUAGCAUUGAUGUUCUGGGCACUCUACUGAGUGUGGCGGCUGCGGCAACUGCUGCGUCCUUGUUCUCUCCGAACCUGGGGUUCCAAGCUGAUCGACAUUCUGACCCACCAUCACUUGCUGGGAUUCCUCGUCCUAUGUCUCCCACUCCCACCGCGGGUCUGAGCGGCGGAGAAGGCUUGGCCAGCCUUGCAGGUCUUGGACUUGACCACCCUCCCCCAAUCUCUCCACCGUCGACGGCCGUCGCGCAGCAACGGGAAGGACGCGACAGGAUACGCAAUGUGUGGGACAGCUUCCGCGACCGUCUCGGCCUGAACCGCAACGCUUCCGGUUCACGAUCGGAUGAUGAUUCCGCAUCAAGCUCUGAGGGUCAAGGCAAUAUGCGACCUGGCGAGAUCAUGCUCGCCGAGAUGGCUCGAGCACUCAAUGUCGGGUUAGGCCUGAACAGCGAUGAUUCCGGUACUGCGGGAACCGAUGAACCUGCAGCGACGUCGACGGCUCGCGAGGCCCCUCACGUAGCAGACGACGUCAGCCAAGGAAGGCCUGUGCCUCCUGAGGAUAGCUUCGAGCGUUUCUUGCUGAAUUUGCAAGCUGACCUGAGGACCGCACUUUCAGACGACAGUGGCGUAACGCUCACGACUCCUGCUGGCAAUGGUACCGAUCAGAGCGGCGACGACGUUGCGAUCUCGCGGCGACAUCUUUUCAACGAACUUCCUGUAGGCGUCGUCGAUACGGAAGAUCAAGUCGAAGACGACGAGCCACCACCGCUUGAGGAUGUUGCUGAUUCCGAUGGCGAGGACGAUAACAGUGAUGACGGUCAGACCUCCACUCGAACACCGACCCCGAUGCCAUCUGCACAUCCUGUCACACAUGGUCCACGUGAUCAGAUAUCGCUCGAAGCCGCAGAGCAGGAGGACGCCAGCAAUGCGGAUCAAGGUCGACCGAGAAUUAAUCUUUGGAGAUUAUAUCGCUUCCAGCCGAUCCCCGCGAACCAAGUCGCAGGCCACGCCUCUGCCUCGACUUCGUCGCCGCUUGCGCAAUCGCCAGCCCCGUCCCACCUUCCCUCCACUCCAAUCUCAGCCGCCUCCCAUCCAUUCUCGCCUACUGACUCGUUGCUGUCGUCAGUAUCACCGGUCCCGUCAGCCAGUACUCCAAACAGUGCGGGUCCGGCUCAAGUUGCGACACCUCCGGCGGAGGACGGCACGUCGGCUAUGGUCGUGCCUGUCAUUGUCGUUGGUCUUCAAUCAGUUGAGAUGGGGCAAGUGCAAGGCCGCGGACGCCCAGUCACAGAGGUUGGAGAGCCCGACUUCGGCGAAACUGAAAGGAGAUCUCCACUAUUCGACAACGUACGGCCAGCCGCUCCUCUGGAUGAAUCAAACACGACGACUACACGGGGACGUAGUUGGCAAUCGCGUGCCGCUACCGCACUACGGAACUUACGACCUGGUCGCAGGAACAAUUCAGGCGGAGGGAGGUCAGCAGAUGGUGCGGGCUCCCGAACGUUCUUGAUCUAUGUUAUCGGAGGCGAUAUAGGGUACUAUCCUCCUAAUCAUCACAUGGUGACCGGAUCGGACAAUCUCGACUCCUACGAGGCCCUAUGGGAGCUCGCUGAGCUCCUAGGCCAAGUCAAACCACCGGUCGCCACUCGGGAGGAUAUCGACAACUCCGGUUUGCAGAUCAUCAAAGCCACCGAACUUGAUCAGUUCGAACAGCAGGGCAAGGUCGCCUCAAACUGCGUUGAGCGCUGUCUUAUAUGUCUAGAUGACUACUCGCCGGAAGAGGACCUACGCCUUAUGACAUGCAAGCACGUAUUCCACCGGGACUGCGUAGACAAGUGGCUCCAAGUUGGUCGUAAUAACUGCCCUGCAUGUCGAACUAAGGUGAGGUCACAGAGCAGUAUUAGGUUCGCCAAUCGUGACUAA
Messenger RNA from Dichomitus squalens LYAD-421 SS1, 2118 nucleotides. RefSeq lists its product as uncharacterized. The record is from RefSeq and is a predicted model, not a curated record. Bases 1 to 2118 code for a protein of 705 amino acids. Gene Ontology annotation, molecular function: ubiquitin protein ligase activity. Lineage: Eukaryota; Fungi; Basidiomycota; Agaricomycetes; Polyporales; Polyporaceae. The transcript is spliced from 5 exons.